UCUUCGACGUUCAAUAUCUUUGAAAUGGUUCGCAUCGGAACAAGACGCCAUUUCCAAUAACAUAAUGUAAUGUUAUUUACUUUUUGUAGUUUUUAGCAUCUGUGAAUCGUGUGGUUAAUAACUCGUAUAGUUUACUCGAUUAGGACAACGAUGGCCAGGACAGUUAUUUUUGAGUUCAUCACUUUGUGUCUUGUCACUUGAAUUGGUGGUGGCGGGCAUGACAGAUUGGUUGUAGGGCGCUUUUUUGGGGGCUCCUCGUAUUUUGUGAUUGGGCCCACGGUGCGCGAGUGUCAAAAUGCUGCCGUAUUUGCUGGCUAGCCUCGACAGUCCCAGCACAAGUGAAGUAUCCUGCGCGCCAGUGUUUUGACGUUUUAUGGGGCUAUGCUUGUGCAGGAAAUCGAGACCAGAUAGCUUGAUAUCCGAAAAUUCCCGUAAUAAUUCUGUCAACCCACUCCAUGUUUUUGUGGAGGUACAAAGAAAACCAGAAUUGGGCUUAUCAUCUCAAGAAAUUUGUGAUUGUACUGACUACUCAAGAAUGGCCAACACAAUAUCGAACAUGAAAAUGACAAACCCAAUAAAAGGGCUUGUAAGCAAAAGAAGAAAACGAUAUACGCAAGAUGGGUUCAAUCUCGACCUCACUUACAUCCAGGAGAACCUGAUAGCCAUGGGCUUCCCGGCGGAGAAGCUGGAGGGGGUGUACCGGAACCACAUCGACGACGUCGUCAAGUUCCUGGAGUCGAAGCACCCCGGCCACUACAAGAUCUACAACCUGUGCUCAGAGCGGUCCUACGACACGUCCAAGUUCCAGCAGCGCGUGGCGGAGUACCGCUUCGACGACCACAACCCGCCCAGCAUGGAGCUUAUCGCGCCCUUCUGCGAGGACGUGCAGGGCUGGCUGGCGCGCGACCCGCGCAACGUGGCGGCCGUGCACUGCAAGGCGGGCAAGGGGCGCACGGGCGUCAUGAUCUGCUGCUACAUGCUGCACAGCCGGCAGUUCGCCGCCGCCGCCGACGCCCUCUCCUACUAUGGGCACAAGCGCACCCACGACCGGAAGGGCGUGACGAUCCCCAGCCAGCGCCGCUACGUCGAGUACUACGCCAGCCUGGUGCAGGAGCAGUGGAAGUACAGGCCCGUCACGCUCGUCAUCAACGAGAUACAGCUGGACCCCUUGCCGAUACUCAACGGCAGCCAGGGCAGCCUCCAGCUGGUGGUGUCGGUGGCCAGCCGCAAGGUGGUCUCCGUGGUGCACGAGCUGAAGAAGGGCGCGCCGCACUGCCACAUCUGCCUGCGCAGCCUGCCCGAGGUCACGGGCGACGUCAAGGUCGAGUUCUUCAACAGGCCCAAGAUGAUGCGCAAGGAGAAGCUGUUUCACUUCUGGUUCAACACGUUUUUCGUGCGGGAAGAGGUGCCGUCGCCCGAAGUCGCGACGAACGGCAACGAGGACGGCGGGCCAAUCACGCGGCUGGAGCGAGCGGCCCGUGCCAACAGCUACGACGAGCAGUCCCUCCUGCCGGCCGUCAACUUCAACCACCCGAGGACCAGCUCGUUGAUCUCGCUGCAGCAGCCGGAGCGGAAGAUGCUGGUGCUGAGGAUAGACAAGUGGGGGCUGGACGACGCCCACAAGGACAAGCAGAACAAGCUCUACCCCCCCAACUUCAAGGUGAUCCUGCUGAUGCAGUCGGCCGGCGGUGACCGGCGCUCCGCCCCCUCCGCCCCCGUCCACACCACCCCCAGCGAGUCGUCUGAGGCAGAGUCCAGCGAGUCGGACACCAUGGACGACGAGUGCGGCUGGGAGUCAGUGUCUCUACGUUCGAGCGUUUUGCAGAAGAUUGGCACAAAGUCGGGCGGCAAACAUUUCUCGCUCGGCAUCGGCCCGGAGACACCGGUGUCAAGUGAACAGUUGAUUUGAACGAUUGUUCUGACGUGAGGGACAGCUGUGGCAGAACUUUUUUUCCCUUCUUUUCUUUAUGUUAGUCGCUAUUCAUUAUUUUGUUUGCGUGAUUAUGAAAAUACUCUCUUUUUUACUGUUUGUAGUCUUGCUAACUUGUAACAGAUGUGCCUCUUGCCGCCCCACGCAUGUUGUGCUCCUAUAUCUCGCAAGUCACAUAAAUCUGAUUCAAGUACGUACAGUAUCUUGACAAGGGUUUAAAUUAGUUAUGUAUUGCAGUCUAUAAGUUUAAUUUUUUUUUUAAAGUCAAUUGACUAAGUAUCAUUACUGUAAUUUAUGUAGACAAAUUAAAUUGCUAUCUCCUUUAUUAUGUACAGAAUACUGAAGCCAGUGAGUUUUUAUAGUAUUUAUAUUCAGCCGAGUUUUAAUAAUCAUCAUGUCAUUUAUUUUAGGACAUAGCAGUCCAUUAUCCAUUUCAUUGGAGUGACUGAUUCCAGUGGGCAGAGCUAAAAAUACGUAAAUUUGAGUUUUUGUGUGAUAUUAUUACCACAAUUGAGGUAUUCGAAACUUCUGUUCUUUGGAUCAGUUGGGUUGUGUAUUGCCAUAUGGAGAGUAUGCAAGGCAUUUACUUUUCUGCAUGUAAUAUUUGGGACCAGUCAUUUUUUUGAGCUUGCAAAAGUCUUGACUUCAUGGUACAGACUUUGAGGUCUUUUUUUUGUUUGUUUUGCAGUCUGGCUUUCAUGCUUGUUGUUUCCCUCUGAAGUGGCUUGUUAGUGUUUUGUCUGUGCACGUGUCCUUGCAUGGAAACUUUUUUUGUUUGUGGUGUUAGCUCUAUUUUGUAGUUUGUGUCUGAAACUUUUACGGUGGUUUCCGAAGUGCGCACUUGGAAACUGAGCAGAAAUGUUUUUGGCGUGAUUGGUCGCUCGGUUGUAACAGUGCUGACAUGGCAUUAAAGCCCUUGAGUUGUUUCUUAGACAAUGCUUCAUUCUCUGUUAAGACUCGUGUUUCUUCCUCAUGUGAAGGAUUUAAAGUUUUCUCAGAUCGAUGGUUUGCAUGUUCCAUUAUUGGGUGUAUUUCCAUCAGGAAGGCAAAACAAUACAGUAGAAUCCCGCCGAUGCGACCCCCCUCUGAUGCGUCCAUUCCGUUUAUACGACCGUUUUUUGAGAAACCGUGAAAAGUUUGUCAAAAAUUUGAGUUAAAUCGGCUGAAAAACAAGUCUGUUACACUUUGUUGGGCGCUAUGUGGUCACGUUUAUCUUGGCGAGCACUGUACUGCAAGCAGGCAGGCAUACAAAAGACGGCUAAAAAUAGAUACCACCCCUCUAGACUGUCCAAGCUAGCCAAUACCGGUAAACUGCGCGCACCACCUGAUAGCAUCUACGCGCGCGUAUAUUGCCGUCCCGGUGUUGGUUAUUUUCGUUCAAAACGUGGCGAAGGAACUUGUGUGGAUCAGGUAGAAAACAUUCGGUUAUAAACAAAAGAUAUAAGAUCAAUGCUAUCCUGAAAUGCUGUGACAGGUUUUUGGAGUAGAUAAUCACAGCGACAGACCGACAGGAUGCGCGGCCGCCCUUGCCAACAGCGAUGUUUAUUUUGACAGCUCAAGCAAUUAUCUUGUCCAUGUCCCUUCACAGCGUAAAAAAAAUGAUAAAAACACGUUGGAAUGCAGAUGGAAAAGUAACUAUGCAGUAAAAUAAACAUAUUUACGGCCCUGCUAAAUUUUUCUUUUCAAUAAAAUUUGAGGUAUUAGUGAUUUUUCAGCAGAAACUGGUGUGUGACUAGGUAAUAAACAAAUUGUAUCAUAAUAACUUAUAAAGUAUUUAUUAACGGCGAAGGACAGUCGUAUAAGCCCAUAAAAAUAUUUGUUUUACCGAGAAUGGACUAUACAACCUGGCUUUUGGCGCAUGCUGUGUGGGAGGGGAGGAGGAUGCUGACAGUUUCUCACGCAGAAGGUUGAAAUAAGGGAGGGAAUGUGUUGAAAUGUUAGUUGGAAAAGGGGUCGGGGGGGGGGGGGGUGUUUUUACAUGGUUUGUGGCUCUGGAAGGGAUGAGCCUUGAAGAAUUAGCAGGGGAUGGGAGAGGUAAGCGUCGCAUCACGUCACGUAUGACGUUAAGCCGCCGCUACCGCCAACCUGGCCGGAAGAGUUUCUUACGCUCUUGCAGAAGCUACCACAGCGGCCAUUCGUGCGGGCGGGUAAGAUAACAUGACAGCUGAGACGGCUUUUCGUGCGAUAGUGGACGCGCCGAGCUCGGCUAGACACCGCCCGAGCGGCAUUCACGUGUAUGUAUCCGACGAUGCGGUGACACCCCGAAUUCUCUAUUGCGACCAUUCCGUUUAUAAAUCUGUUUUUUUGGAAACUGUGAGGGGUCGCAUCAGCGGGAUUCUACUGUACAGUGAAUAUACCAAAAGAUACAAAAAAAAUGGGUUGUCUGUAAAGUCGGUUUACGGGCGAUAAUUUUAAGUGAUAAAGUCAUGAGAAAACAAUGAUGAAAAAUUGCAUACUUUUUAAUUUCAAAUAUUAUUUACAGUUUUUGCAAAUUUAAUUUAAAUAAUUUGUUUAAAUAUAAUCAUUAACAAUUAUUUAAAAAGCCCGCCUUAACAUGUUUGAUAUUAUCGAAGAUUUUCUUGCAUGGUGGUUGGCCGGUUCUUGCACGCUCGGCUCAGGCGGAAUGUGACAAUUUUUCGUGCGUGCAGACGGCGUUCAUCGAUUUAUAAGACAUUUUCACGUCAAAAAGAGUUUAAUAAUAUAAUGAAGUAUUAAAUUAAGCAAACAGGGAAGCUGUAAGACAGUACGAAGGUCUGGACAAAGCUAGCUAGGUGAAUGAAUACAUCAGAAGCUGUUAAAACACUGUGACUAGCACUAAUGUUAGUUGGUAACUAAAACUGAUCCGGUAAACUUGGUGUACAUAACUUUCCCACUGUUUGUAAACUUUGAAUUUAAUGUUACAAGUUUUUAAACACAGUGCCAUACUUACGUAAUUCAAAUUUUGUGGCAUGAGUGGGUAUGAAGUGCGUAGAACACUUUUUUAAUAAGUUUUUACUGAUGUUACAUUUUUCAUAGCGGUUGUGUGAGUUCCCGUACCAAUACAGUAUGACAUCUACAUAUUUACGAAAGAAUCACAUUUUUAUCCUUUUUAUUUUGUAAGUUUUUUUUUUUUUUUUUUUUUUUGAAAAUGUGUGAUUGAAAUUAAGUGAAGAAAAUAAUUUCAUGAGUAUCUGAGUUAUCUACAUUGCUAGAAACACCUGUAAUUAAAAGCAGAUUACUCAUUUAAUGUUUGGCUUGUGCUAAAGUCAUGUUUAAAAGUCCUGUGCAAAAAAAAUUAGACAUUUUUAUGAUUAAAUUGUUGGGUUGACAUGUCCAGAGUCAAAUAAGAACCUACUUCACUGAUACGACCAUUUGAGCAAAUAAAAAAUAGUACGAAUAAAGCAUCUGGCACCAAAAUAAAACAUAUGUAGUUGUUACUUUUAACAAGAAAAUGAGGCUUUAGCAAUAAAACUACGGUUGAGUUGAUUCAGUUAAAAUAACGUCCUAUCAUUGCAGAUAACAGUUAAGAAUUGUAGUAGUGUGAAGAAAUUAAUUAUUAAAUGUGGUUGGGUAUUUAAAUAAAGAUUUAUCGUUUGAAUAAUGUUAAAAUUGAAUUUUAUUCCAUUUCAGCACUAGAUAGUAAGGAGUACGGUUUACAGCCUAACAACAUCUAAAUCACUUUACUAGUAGUUGAGACUUGAUGACUUCGUAAGAAAUGCACUUGAGAAGGAACUCAAGUUAUUGGAAGACUGGUUAUUGUCUUGUUGGGUAUUUUGUAUGUUGUCUCUUGUAUGAACCCAACACUGUUGCAUGCUGACCUGCAGAAUGUGCUUCUCUGCGAUCGAUACUGUUAUGUCUGUUUGGUUCGCGACAGUUUGCUCUUGCAUGACUUGUGUUGGUUCUUUGGCGGAAGGUGUGUCACAAAGCUGUCUUUGGAAUAAAGUUUGCGUGCGUGCUGCUUUUCAGCUUACUCUUGGGCGGAGUCUUGGCACGUGGGUCCGGGCGACCAUCGGUAUUGUGGUCGAAGAUCACAAGAAUUUCGAUCGACGUAAUUGUCGUAAAGAGAAUAUUUUGCAAAUCAACAGAACAAAUAUUUACAAUCUAAGUAUUCAACAAGUCUUGCCUUGUGAAAUCCUUGUUGGUUUAGCAGUCGGAUGCGGCAAACCUCUUUCAGUGACGUAUGUGAGCUCUAUGUGGUCAGAUUGGUAUCAUCCAGUCGUAGGUUGCUGACUUUGGCAAAGUUUUUCGUGUGUUUCCUAUCGACGUAUUCGGCCGUAGUGAUCAGUAUAGAGAACUUUUAGUUGAUGCUAGCCACCGCCAUUGUCUCUGUGCCGUUCAGCCUGCAUUUUGGUUUGUGGCUUUUCAUUUUGCGUCUUCACUUGCAUGGGUACACUUGCAGCUUUGCUUGAGGGCUCUAUUACCUGCAAGGAGUUUGUACGGGCGAGUUCUAUCAGCAGUGAACAUUUGUAAAAAAAAAAUGCUUAAGAGGGCCACCAAGCCAGGGGUGUAUGUGUGUGAGUAAGGCGGGGUGAUAAAGUGCGACACUCCGUGAUGCUUCUAGCACGGUAUCGCCUCUAUGCACAUGGCUGUGGACUGGCGUGUAGUCUUGUCUUUGUGCUUAGAGAAACUGAAAUUUUAGCAGUGAAAGUAACAUAUGGCAGAGAAACGAAGAUCAAGGUGUAAUAAAAGUCCCUUAAGUGCUUUUAAGAAUCUGUACCAGUCGUUUUAUGCCUAAAUAUGACUUUUGUAAAAAUGCUUAGUUCGGAAACAAAACUACUUAAUGGCCCUGAGAGAAUUGUUAAAUGCCUUUCGUAAACAGAUGCUUUUCGGAUAUCUUGAGUAGUUUUGGUUUUUCCUGAAGCUCUGCACACCGUUUGUGUGUGCCCGGGUAGGCGGGGCCCUCAAAGUUUAAUCUUCUGCUUUUGUCUAUUGAAGUGAUUCAUGAGGGAACAUGUCAUAACUUUAGAAAUCAGCACGAGCUGUAUGCACUGGUGGUUUGUUCACGCUGGUACCGCCCACUGUCGACUAGCCAGUAGCGCAGUAGCGAGGUUGUCGGGACCACUGGUAGUUUGACAACAGACCGUGGCUGCAGACAGUGUGUGUCAGACUUUUGUGUGGCCUGAUAGUAAAUCUUUUACAAAAAUUAUAUUGCUAAUUUAUGUUUAUUUGGUAUUAAACUUGAAGCAUUAAGCAUUAAGCAUUCAGCAUUCUGUGUGAUUUCAAAGUACAUAGUAGAUUCAAGAUGGAUUGUUUUAAUGUUUCUGAAGAGAAGUGGUCUUGUGUUUCACUCGUGUCCAAGUGUACUAGGAUGUUGUCGGAUGUCCGUUCAGUAAGUGUUUGUUUUUCCACCCACUUGUGCUGUGUGUGUAAGUGUUGACCGUAAUACAGGAUGUCCGUGAGCUACGGUAGGAGUGUGACAGUCAUUGCCGGGUUGAAACACAGACUUGGACUUCUUACUUAUUGAGUCGGUCCUUAAAUUUCAAUAUGUAGGUUGCCAUGUUCUAGUUUUAGUAUCGUUACUUGCGUGGUGCGUGUCUACACGGGGUGUCCAGCUGAGCGAUAAAGACCAAUGAAAAUGGGGUGUGAAGUGCAUUAAUUUCGAAUGAAAAGCUACUGCAGUUUGCAUGUGAUUGGCAAGUGUGUCAUAAAUGCAAGUGGAUGCACUUUUCAUUGGCAGUGUCCAGUGUCACAUUUUUAAUUUGUUAUUUGCGGUCAUUAUUAAAGGUUGGCCUCCCCUGUUUUACAGCUCUUAAAUUCUGGUAAACAAGGAUUUCCACCACUGCCUCUCUGUGUUGUGCAGUAACAUUUAGAGUGUAUCUGGCUGCAUUUUCUUACUUUUAAGAUUAUCAAUCCAAACAGCGUGAUUCUUUUAACUAAUUGUGAAAUGAAUUACCAGUUGAUAUGAUUUUGAUUAGCAUUCAUUGACAGUUAAUUCAUUGUCAAUUAACAGUUGUAUCAUCCGUUUUAGUUUGCACUCAGCUAUAAAUGCUGGAUUCGGGGGAACUAGCCCAUCACUCACAGCUGUAUCUGGACAGUUUACGCUCCUCAACAUGCCAAGAACUUCUCUCAAAUGUUUCCGUUAAGUCAACCUUACCUAUUUCGCUCGACCAAUUCAAACAUCUCGGCUUACACGUUUCGUAUCGCCAUGCUGGAUUUUGUAUCUGCUGUAAGUCCACCAGUCACAACCUGUAAGCCACCAACUUAUUGUUCGCUGAUGCAACCAGCAAUGUGUUUAGACGUUUAGAGACAAUUAAAAAAAUUUAUUUUCCUGUGUGUGUGUUUGUGUAUUUCUUUUCUGUUAUUGAAAUUUAUAUGUAUAUCUGCAUGUGGAAACUGUAGGACUUGUACGUACCUCUUCCUGCAUGUCUGUCGUGGAUCCAAGAAGGCUUGCCUACGGACAUCCUGUAUCGAGAGACGGGGGGUGUGGUUGUGUGGUGGUUUGGGGGGGGGGGGGGGUGUACUCCUGUACUGAUGCUGGCCGUCCUAUUUGUCUUGCAGGCGAGUCGACCUACCUGUGACCUAUCGCUUCUCGGCCAAACCGCGCGCUUGCUUCCACUAACCGAAGCAUGCCGGACGGUGAUUGGUGUGUGUUGUGCUAGCGGCAUGUUCGCUCGCGAUUUAAGGGGACAGUGCGCGGACGUUGCAUGGAUCCCGAGAAAUCUCACUUUGCUGUGCCCGGAAGUGCGCGGGGCGUGUAAAUACGUGUACCUAGGGUAACUCGUCGUGUAGGACAGGCAUAUUUGUACAUACAGUUUUAUUUUCUGGAGCUAGUUUUGUGAACGUCGUGGACAGUAUUUUACACAGUGAAUUGAGGACCAUUGUAGCAUUGAAACUUAUCUGUUUUUGUCAACAUCGCAACUUUGAUGCUAUUAUUUUUGUGCGCUGGAGGAGUAAUUUUUCAAAUGGUAUAAUGAUGGAUUUGUGUUACAGAAACCCAAGUGAUUGACUUACUGUGUUUCUGAGAGUUUCCUGUUGUCCAUCUGUGUUAAGUGUUUUACCUUGGUUAUGAAUUACGUGUUUUUAAAUUUACAUUUUCUGUAUGAAAUUAAUGUUUAAUGUAACGUCACAUAAUACUAUAGUUGGAAAUAUUGAAAUUUUUUCAGUAACUAAAAAAAUACAUUUUUUUUCAUACUAUAUUUGCAUUUCAUUUUAUUGUGUUGGGGUUACAAGAAAUAUAUUUAUUUUCAGACUGCAAUAUUUGCCUGUUUUAAUAGUUAGCAAUGAUUUACAUACUUUUUUUAACUGCUUGAAUUUUAUGUUUCAUUUUCAGGUUUCUAGCUGUAUUCACCUGUAGCUAUAUAUGUAUAUAUAACUUGAAUCAUUAUAUAUCAUAGCUUCAAGUUAGCUUGCCAACAUGUGCUGAAUGCACAUCUAACUUUCAAUUAGCCAAAUAGUUCCAUGUGUGAUUGCUACAGACAUGUUUUUUUUUGUCAUUUUACUCGAUAGAUGCAUAAGUAGUAUUUAGUACGUUUAGGAGAUCAGAUUUAUAUUUACCACAUAAUUUUUAACUCUUGUAAUUUUUUUGUAUGUCGGCACAUUUUCGAGGUUUUUGUACAAAGUGAAAAAAAAAGUUCCUCUUAAGUGUUUUUUUUUAUUUUUAUGAUGCUCGCGUAGUAGAAGGUGGGUUUGAGUUUUCAACUGCCGGGGUUGUAGGUAGCCAGGGUCAGAAGGGUUUUUUUCUUCGUACAUCACGUUCCCCUCCAGAGUGCUUGUACGUGGGCGAGUGUCGAGCGGGGCCGGUGGAGAUCUCUGCCACCCCCGCGUGCCAGCGACAUCUCUCUCCGCUGGCUCUGCCCAGGGCUAGAGUGGCAGCGGUCGUGUGGUUGUGUUGUUUGCUUCCCGCCGCUGGUGUGAUCGUGUUUCAAAAAAAAGAAAAUAUUUUUCUCUGUGUGUCGCAGCUUGCGAGCAGACUGCGUUGGUCUGACGUUGGCCCGACGUUGGCCCCCCCCGGCCCGAGUUCACAGAAGCCAGCCCGUUGUCCCUGUAGACUUAGAGAGCGGUUGCGAUUGGGCGCGAGGACAAGAUCGGUGUUCGUGUAUGUUUCUAGAUGGGUGGGUGUGUCUCGUGGCUGGAGAGAGACCUACCAGAAUCUUACGCACGUAGUGAUGUAAUACUUAAGAGGCAUGGUCGCCGGCAUCCGUUGCACACGGCUUCCGUUGUAAAUAUUAGCCUUGGUUUGCUUUCAUGCUGCUUUUUUGUUUUAUAAGUUAUUAUUAUAAUUAUUAUUAUCUCCCCCAUUGUUUGUCUAGAGUACAAAUUAGCUAUCUAUUUUGAUCUCAGUGGUAGUGGUUGAGAAAAGGAUUUUUCAUCACAUGGAAUGAGUGGCCACUUUGCGGUUAUAUAGUCCUCGGAAUGAAACAAUGUAUGUACCUGUCUUUUGGACUGAUCUGUUAAUCAAUUCUUUGAUGAAAUUGUUUAAACUGUACACAGAUUUGAAACUUUUGUAGUUAGAAUGUUAUGGAAUGUUUCUCUAGCUGUGUUUUCUCGAGCCUUCGUUUUGAAGAAUGAUAUUUGUAGUUAGAGCUACAGUUUUCUUACAAGCAACUACUUACAGAAUAGUUAGAAAUUUUUUUUUGGCACUGUUAGAUCUAGAGUAGUGUCGAGACAUUUGUAGUUGAGUCUAGUUUUGUAAUAUCUUAAGAAUUUCAAAAACUGUAUUCAGUGCAUAAAAAAUUAUGAGGUAUGUUGGUUUUGUCAUAAAACUGUAUAAAAGUGGAGUUUUUAAUAUUAUUUUACAGAUCUUUUAGCUAAACUAUUUAAAUGAAAAUAGAAUCUGUGUAAAAUUUAAACAAAGUUUUUGAUCUUGAUACAAGAGAUUUUUAUAACAUUUUGACUGUAAAUAAAAUAAUUUAAGGGUUCUUGAUUCAAAACUGUGUGACCAUUCAAACAGAAAAAAAAAUUUGUAGGGAACAUCAAACUAAUUAAAUAGUCGUAAGUGGAAAGGCAAAUUUUUGUAUGAACAGGUUUUUGUGAUUAGUAGUGGAUUAGAGAUUAAAAAGUUAGCAAUAAUGCAGGAGUUUUUUGCUUCUAGUUGUCUGCAACAGGUGAAAGAUUGUGGUAAGAUUUUGCAUGGAAGUAAAUAUUAGCACUUUUGAUCAUUUGAUCAUUUCUAUUGAAUUACACAAGCAGUUGAUACAGUUAAAAAAAAGUGGUAAAAAGUAUAGAAAUAUGGUAAUUGUACUUUUGGAGUUUUGCCAAAUGAAAACAUUUUUGUAGAGUAAAACCUUGGAAAUCAUGAUUGGUGAGCCAAUUUUUUUUAUUUUUUAUUUUUUGCUGCAGUAUUUUACAUGUUGUAGGUGUAUGUUACCAUUGUAGUGGCAAUACUUGGGACUACAAAUCUAUUAAAUGAAAAAAAUGCAGCAUGCUUUCGAUGGGAUGUGAAUAAGUUGUAUUGAUUAAUGAUUUCCUUGAAUUAUUCUGUGUUCCAACACUAUCUGCAAUUUGACAUUCACUUGUUCGUGUAAAUAGCAGACACUUCUGUGUCGCAAGGCAACAUAAUAAGUCACAUCUGUGUGUGUAAUGGUGUUGCCAGAAGUAAUGUUCCUAUUGGAGCUUCGUGAUUGGUGUCUACAGAUUGCAAACAGCCAGUCAGCUAUUCCUUAAACACACAUCUGGCAUAUUUCUGUAAACAAGUUUGCCCGUUUCUACAAAUUGUAAUAUUUUCUAUUCAGAAAACAUGUCUUUACCAUCUCUGUAGGCAUCAAUAAAGUUCCUGAAAUUUUGCACCUAAACUAUACUACUUCAUUUGUGUAUUUUUUUAACGAAACAUUAUUUUUUUGUAAUAUUUUGUUCAGCUUAAGAUCCUUUUAUAAUGUGACUGCCUUGUAGUCAUAGUUUUUUGUGGUAUUGUGCAAGUUGUACAGAAAACAGCUUCAUUGUGUUUUUUAAUUGUGCUGUAGAUUUUGUUUGCUGCGUGCUGUGUUCUUUAUUUUUUAGAGAAAAGUCAGCAGUGCAAAAAAAAUUGUGUGUUUCUUUGUCAUGGUUUUAACAUGUGGAUUAUUGUUGUGUAAAUAAUAUGUUGCAAAUGAGUGUGUUUAUAAGCUAUCUGGAAUAAUGUGGGUAGAGAGAGAGAUGUUAUGUCACGCUGUGACGAGACCAUGUCAAACAAGCAUUUCCAGCAGUUGGCUUUGUGUAUUCAAACCUUUAAUGGUCAUACUUUUCAGCUUUGUACGGUAAAUGUUAAAUAGGAAUAAUAACCAAACAGAAAUUAUUCCUCGAAUUGUCUAAGUUAGUGGCAGCCGAAAGCCAAUUGCUGCUUUUAGAACCUACAGCCUCGACGUUCUAGUGUGUAAUAUUGGACUAUAAACUUGAUUGCAUUACCACAGAAUACCAUUCUCCCUGCUGGGAUUACCUAAUUACUGUAGCCUGUGUAGUUAAUGAGUGGCAGUUUGUCUCGCCAUUGCACCCUGUCUGUGCCUUUCCGUUCAUUCAGACCACUCACUUAUUUUGUCAAAACAGUUUUCAAGGUGCCAGUAUCUGCAAAUGUGAAGAUUACUUUUCAAAACUAAAAAGAAAAAAAAAAUUAUCUGUAUUUCUUUAAAAGAAUGCAAAAAAUAAAUUACCAUUUUAAAAUAUAAA
Molecule: messenger RNA, 12487 nt
Organism: Bacillus rossius redtenbacheri
Lineage: Eukaryota; Metazoa; Arthropoda; Insecta; Phasmatodea; Bacillidae
Gene: Pten
Product: phosphatidylinositol 3,4,5-trisphosphate 3-phosphatase and dual-specificity protein phosphatase PTEN
Exons: 9
Coding region: 374-1909 (511 amino acids)
Biological process (GO): phosphatidylinositol dephosphorylation; protein dephosphorylation; negative regulation of cell population proliferation
Cellular component (GO): cytosol; nucleus; plasma membrane
Molecular function (GO): protein tyrosine phosphatase activity; phosphatidylinositol-3,4,5-trisphosphate 3-phosphatase activity
Source: RefSeq, a predicted model, not a curated record